CACCGCCCACGUCAGCACCUUGCGGAAAUACCGCUGCGAGAGGACAGGUCGAUCGGAACCAGUACUCGAGAUGUUUUCAUACUCCAAUAGAGAGUUUCAAAUCUAAAUUUACGCAUCAUUAUCUACUCACGCCACUAGUUGAGUUAGUGCACUUGAUCUCCCAUCCGGUGCCGGUUCCGGUUAAUAGGCGCAACGGGAAAAAGAGGGACAAAAUGUCCCUGUUCCAAUCAGCCCUCGAUUUCCUGGCCGGGCCCGGCGGAUCCGUCGGCGCCGCAAGCCGGGAUCAGAACGACUUCGUCGGGCAGGUGGUGGAGCUCGGAGAGCUCAAGCUCCGGAUCAAACGAGUCAUUGCGGAAGGUGGCUUUGCGUUUGUGUAUGAAGCCCAGGAUUUGGGCAGCAGUAAGGACUACGCUCUCAAGAGACUUCUCUCCAAUGAAGAGGAAAAGAACAAAGCCAUCAUUCAGGAAGUCUGCUUCAUGAAAAAGCUGUCCGGUCACCCCAACGUCGUGCAGUUCUGCUCCGCUGCGUCCAUCUGUAAAGAAGAGUCGGACACGGGCCAGGCUGAGUUCCUCAUCCUCACAGAGCUCUGUAGAGGCCAGCUGGUUGAUUUUGUGAAGAAGGUGGAGCAGAAAGGGCCCAUGUCAUGUGACACAGUGCUGAAGAUCUUUUACCAGUCAUGCCGUGCUGUGCAGCACAUGCACAAACAGUCUCCACCAAUCAUACACAGGGACUUGAAGAUUGAGAAUUUGCUGAUCAGUCACCAGGGCACCAUGAAGCUGUGUGACUUCGGCAGCGCCACUAUUGUGGCACAUUACCCAGACUACAGUUGGUCUGCUCACAAGAGAUCUAUGGUGGAAGAUGAGAUCACUAGAAACACGACUCCAGCAUACAGAACACCAGAGAUGAUUGACCUGUAUUCCAACUACCCAAUAAACGAGAAACAAGACAUAUGGGCUCUGGGCUGCAUCCUGUACCUGCUUUGUUUUAAGCAGCACCCAUUUGAAGAGGGAGCCAAACUUCAGAUAGUAAACGGCAAAUACAACAUUCCACAAAAUGACAUCAAGUACACAGUCUUUCAUCAACUCAUCCGAUCUAUGUUGAAAAUCAACCCGGAGGAACGUCUGUCGAUCAGCGAGCUUGUUAACCAACUGCAGGAGAUCGCUGCAGCCAGGAACGUCAACCCCAAAUCUCCCAUUACUGAGCUCCUGGAGCAGAACGGAGGUUUCGGGAACAACAGUGCGCAGCUUCCUUCUCAGAUCAACAACAUAAACAACGCUGGUGUGUAUGACACAGACCCGGCCAUGGGUGGAGGCUUCCUGGAUAUUCUGAAAGGAGGAACCGAAAGAUUCCUCACCAACAUCAAAGACACUUCAUCCAAAGUCAUCCAGUCGGUGGCCAGUUAUGCUAAGGGAGACCUGGACCUGUCCUACAUCACCUCCAGAAUAGCAGUCAUGUCUUUCCCAGCUGAAGGAGUUGAAUCUGCCAUUAAGAAUAACAUUGAGGACGUGCGUCUGUUCCUGGAUUCUCGACAUGCGGGUCAUUAUGCAGUAUACAACCUCUCCAAGCGCUCCUAUAGACCGGCCAGGUUUCACAACAGGGUAUCAGAGUGUGGCUGGCAACCUAGACGAGCUCCUACUCUGAAGAACUUGUACAGUAUAUGUAAGAACAUGCAUCAAUGGCUCAAACAGGACCAGAGGAACAUCUGCAUCGUACAUUGUCUGGAUGGACGGGCAGCGUCGGCUGUGGUGGUUUGUGCGUUCCUCUGUUUCUGUCGUCUGUUCUCUACAGCCGAGGCUGCAGUGUACAUGUUCAGCAUGAAGCGAUGUCCACCGGGCAUCUCGCCCUCACACAAGCGGUAUAUUGAAUACAUGUGUGAUAUGAUGGCAGAGGAGCCCAUAAUCCCCCACAGCAAGCCUAUAACCAUCCGCUCUGUCGCCAUGACACCCGUGCCACUCUUUAAUAAGCAGCGAAACGGCUGCCGGCCGUUCUGUGAGGUUUAUGUCGGUGACGAGCGCAUCGCAACCACCUCACAGGAGUUUGACAGAAUGAAGGAUUUUAAGAUGGAGGACGUGCGGGCGGAGAUUCCUCUGAAUAUAACCGUGCAGGGGGACGUUGUGAUAGUGAUUUAUCACGCCCGCUCCACGCUGGGCGGACGCCUGCAAGCCAAAAUGGCUUCUAUGAAGGUGUUUCAGAUUCAGUUCCAUACAGGCUUUGUGCCCAGAAACGCCUCCACUGUCAAAUUUGCAAAAUAUGAUCUCGAUGCGUGUGACAUCCAAGAGAAAUACCCUGACCUCUUCCAGGUACAAGUAAAUGUGGAGGUGGAGCCUCAGGAUCGCCCUAGCAACAAGACUACGCCCUGGGAAAACUUUGCCACAAAAGGACUUAAUCCCAAGAUCCUUUUCUCCAGCCGAGAUGAACAGCAAGAGAUCCUGACAAAAUUUGGUAAACCAGAGCUUCCACGUCAGCCUGGUUCAACAGCCUGCUACGCCUCUGAACCGUCUCAGCCGGAGCAUUCUCCUGAAGGGCCACAGACCGAACCAGAUUCCCCUUCUCCUCAAAGCACUGACACCAACGCCAACAGCUUCUUCCAGAUGCUUGACUGGGAAGAUGGAAGUCGGCAGUUCGAUCGCUCUGACAGCCAAUUGGAUGACCAGGAGGACUUGAGUGGCGGCUCGGAGGAGGAGUCAGUGUCUUACUCCGCCCCCAUUGAUGGGACUCUGUCACGUGACACCAGUGAACCGCUCUUCGAGGCAGAUUUCACAACCACACCACCUGACCCCCAGCCCGACACAGAGGACCUGCUCGGCCUGAACUCUGACCCCUGUCUUUCGGCCGAGAACAUUUCUGUGGUGACGGGUCUGAAAAGUUCUGCUAGUAACAGUGAUUUACUAAACGAUCUGUUCGCCCCUCCAUCCAACGCUGCGCCUCCAGCUGACACAGAAGACCUGAUCGGAGAAGGUACAGGAGAAGAUCUGUUCUUCCCCAACACGUCCAGCCAACCGGCACCAGCGGCUAAUAAAGACUUCUUUGACCCCUUUGGUGUGGGGUCAGCAUCUUCAGGGUCAGAUCUAUUUGGUGACCUCUUGGGGUCAGACAGUGGAAGUAGUGGCUUCAAAGCUCCGCCUCCUGCAUCCAACUCCAGCCUGUUUAACCUCAAUAAGUUAGCAAGCGAGACUCCGAAGAUGACAUCAUCCGCGAGUCAGCCUGAUCUGUUAGGUGGGUGGGACAACUGGACCACAGGUGGAACCAGCACGACUAUUAACAUGACCACCGCUGCCAGCAAACCUACUAUGAGUGCCUCAGGACUCUCAUCUUUCUCCAAGGCCAAAUCUCAGAGCUUUGACCCCUUCGCAGACCUGGGCAACCUGCCCUCAACACUACCUGGCUCAUCCAGUGCUGGUUUCUCUGGUUCAGGUUAUAAAGCGGCGCCCUCUGCGGGUGGCCCAAAGAACUCAAGUCAGCAGUGGCAGCAGAACCCUCGGCCCUCAUCUGGCCCGAACAAACCCUGGAUGCCUCUAAACUCCGCGUCCAGGCAGCAAACCCAGCCCUCCAAACCUGUUCCCCAACCGGCUAAACCAAACUACGUCCCCAGCUUCAGUGUGAUCGGUGGGCGAGAAGAGAGGGGCAUCCGUGGACCGGCCUUUGGUCGUAAGCCCAAAGUGAAAGAAGACGACUUUGAGGAUCUUCUGUCCACACAAGGUUUCGGCUCCAAACCUGACAGGAAGACGCCCAGAACUAUAGCUGAGAUGAGGAAGCAGGAGCUGUCUAAAGACAUGGACCCUCUCAAACUUCAGAUCUUAGAUUGGAUCGAGGGGAAGGAGCGUAACAUCAGGGCUCUGCUCUCCACACUGCACACUGUCCUGUGGGAAGGAGAAACCCGCUGGAAGCCCGUCAACAUGGCGGAUCUAGUCACACCUGACCAGGUGAAGAGGGUCUACAGGAAGGCCGUGCUUGUUGUGCACCCAGACAAGGCCACCGGUCAGCCGUACGAGCAGUACGCUAAAAUGAUCUUCAUGGAGCUGAGCGAUGCCUGGUCCGAGUUUGAGAACCAUGGAUCCAAAGCCCUGUUCUGAACACGCUCAGUGAGCGUCUGCCAGGUGCAGCGAGCCCCCUACAGGCACAGCGCUCUCUCUCUCUCUCUCCACACACACACACACACACACACACACACACUGAGAGAGAGAGGCUGGCAGUGGAACAGAUCAAUCACAGGAAGAAAACAGACCUCUUAUGUUUGAGGAACGGACAGAUCUCUUCCUGAACUACCACACGCUCUCCUGAGUGAAACCUGUAGCGUUGGAUUUCUCCUCCUUCAAAAGGGGACCAUGCUAGCAUCCUUUUGGCAAACACACUAACACACACACACACCUGAGACUACAGUCUGUGUCUUGCACUUCAAAAGAGCUUGAAAACUGAUGGUUUCUGGGAUGAAGACAGACAUGAUUAUCGCUGAUCUAUUUUAUGCCAUUCUAUGCAUCACACUUUUGUCAUUCUUUUGUUUUCACCUUUUUGUUUUUCAAUCAGUGUGGUUUGUCAAUUACUGAUGUAAAUAUUCACUCGACUCGUGUGUGUGUGUGUUUGAGGGUGGAUCGUGUUCAUGUGAAGCGAAAGCAGAGGUUUGGACGUCUGCUCUCCAUGAUGUGAAGUUUCUGUUGGACUUUUCAUCACUUUCCCUUCAGUCUCAUCAUGUUUUCACUGAUCUCCAGUGUUAAUUCUCUCCAGGCACCUCGUUGGAAGAUGUCGUUUGUGUAUUUGUAGGUUCAGGGCUCAUUUUCUGCAGUCCAAAGGGUAUUCCAGUGACCGAAAAGAAACUUAACUUCAACAAAACCUCUGAACUCUCCAUUUUUUUUUUUUAUCUCAACAUGGACCAAUCAGAAAUGUCUGUCUUAUUUAUUGUUUUUGAAAGCUGUACAUGGCUAAUGGAUGGAUAUAAAACGGACUAAAAUAUCAAAUUUAUUGUAAACGAUGAAACAAGCUGAGCAUUUUGCAAAACUAAAAUCAUUCCAAAGCA
Messenger RNA from Rhinichthys klamathensis goyatoka, 5011 nucleotides. RefSeq names its product cyclin G associated kinase (gene gak). Gene Ontology annotation, cellular component: cytoplasm. Gene Ontology annotation, biological process: regulation of clathrin-dependent endocytosis; positive regulation of Notch signaling pathway; protein phosphorylation. The transcript is spliced from 28 exons. Bases 213 to 4073 code for a protein of 1286 amino acids. NCBI's taxonomy places the organism in Eukaryota, Metazoa, Chordata, Actinopteri, Cypriniformes, Leuciscidae. Gene Ontology annotation, molecular function: AP-2 adaptor complex binding; ATP binding; protein serine/threonine kinase activity. The record is from RefSeq and is a predicted model, not a curated record.